Molecule: messenger RNA, 315 nt
Organism: Yamadazyma jaroonii
Lineage: Eukaryota; Fungi; Ascomycota; Pichiomycetes; Serinales; Debaryomycetaceae
Source: the annotation of a GenBank genome assembly
AUGGCUAAAGAAACAUUAUACGAAGGAGUUAACCUUCCAUCUGAUCCAAACUUGCCCAUAUGGUUAUUGACUCCUAAAGAAGAAAAGUUGGUUUUCCAAAGAUGGAGAAAGAAAGCUUUCGAAAGAUGUGAUGUAUACAUCAAGAAAUUCAUUGCAUGUUCCAAUAGUUAUGAAAAUCCAAUCGAAGCCAUGGUUAAAUGUAAAGCUGCCAACACCGAACAAAUGCAAUGUGUUGCAGAAUACCAAAAAAUGAAAUAUUUGGAUGAAGAAAGAGAUAUUUUGGUCAAAGAAAAGAUGGAAAAAAGACAACUGUAA